AGGAAGACCAUCUGUGUGAUCACGCGCCGCUACCUGCAGAGCGAGUGGUGCUCCAGAGAGAUCCAGAUGGCCAGUUUCCGUCUGUUUGACGAGCAGAAGGACGUGUUGAUCCUGCUGUUCCUGGAGGACAUCCCGGCCCACCAGCUGUCUCCGUACUACCGCAUGAGGAAGCUGGUGAAGAGACGCACCUACCUGAGCUGGUCGCAGGCCGGCGGACACCCGGGAGUCUUCUGGCAGAACGUACGGAGAGCUCUGGAGACGGGGGACGAUCUCACCGAGACC
Messenger RNA from Plectropomus leopardus (leopard coralgrouper), 282 nucleotides. The record is from RefSeq and is a predicted model, not a curated record. NCBI's taxonomy places the organism in Eukaryota, Metazoa, Chordata, Actinopteri, Perciformes, Serranidae.